AUGGCGUUGUUGUCCAAAAGAAAUCUGAAAAAAUCUCGGAUCCACCUAGCUCAAGUAUCGCUUCUUGGUUUAUUGUUCAGUGUGUCGUCAGUGUCAGUGUUUACCGACAUACUCAAGUGCUGGAUCGGCAACCCGCGACCAGAUUUUCUUGCUCGCUGCGGACCAUCAUUGGAAACUCCACUAAACACAUUAGUUGGUAUAGAUGUAUGCACUGCGCCACUAGGAAUAAAGCAUUUAUUCGAUGGGUUGAGAUCAACACCACUGGGCCACUCGUCAAUGGCGUUUGCUGGGUUGUUUUAUGUGACUUUGUGGUGCUUCAGUCAGUUUAGAAUAUUAUCAAGAGUCAAGUAUCGUGCUGGGUUAGUAAUUGUCGCUAGUAUGCCUACUUUGGCUGCUGUUUACAUCGCCCUUAGCAGAACCCAGGAUUAUCGUCAUCAUUUCUUUGAUAUUGCUUUUGGGAGUUUAUUGGGGAUUGUGUUUGCCUGGUUUACGCAUUGGAAAUAUCGUGUAGUGGAAGUGGAUCAAUAA
Messenger RNA from Lodderomyces margitis, 528 nucleotides. Its product is annotated as phosphatase PAP2 family protein. The transcript has a single exon. Gene Ontology annotation, molecular function: phosphatidate phosphatase activity. NCBI's taxonomy places the organism in Eukaryota, Fungi, Ascomycota, Pichiomycetes, Serinales, Debaryomycetaceae. Gene Ontology annotation, biological process: phospholipid metabolic process. The record is from RefSeq and is a predicted model, not a curated record. Bases 1 to 528 code for a protein of 175 amino acids.